AUGGCUCAAAUUCAAUAAUUUUAAAAAAUAACAUAAAUAAGAUAAUCAGAAUAUACUCAAAAAAAUCCAGAAAAUGAAAAUCUUUAGGAUUUAAUACAAAGAAAAUAAAAUGCUGAAUAUGGCUUAAACGGACUAGAUAAAUAAGAUAUAUCACAGAUUAAAAGAUUCGCUCAUCCCCCAAUAAUUGUAGAAAAAGUGAUGAUAAUUGUGUGCAUUUUAUUGAGUCAUACAUUUAGAGAAGAAAAUUAAAAUUGGUCUGCUUGUUAAAAGAUAAUUUAUAAUAUGUAAUUUUUGGGAAAACUUAGAGCUUUAGAAAUAGAAAAAAUAAACGAUAAAUAAUAAUAAUAGCUUUAAUAUAUCCAUUCUAUCUCAGAAGAACAAGGUUAAAGAGUAUCAUUUGUUUGUUAAUGUUUUUAUAAAUGCAUUAAGACCAUUGUAGAAAUUCGAGAAUCUUAGUAUUACAAAGUAAAGAGAUAAAUACAAUUAAUUGAGUGA
This is a messenger RNA of Paramecium sonneborni, 495 nucleotides long. The record is from the annotation of a GenBank genome assembly. Lineage: Eukaryota; Ciliophora; Oligohymenophorea; Peniculida; Parameciidae.